This is a messenger RNA of Tilletiopsis washingtonensis, 1663 nucleotides long. RefSeq lists its product as hypothetical. Gene Ontology annotation, biological process: regulation of transcription by RNA polymerase II; positive regulation of DNA-templated transcription, elongation. The record is from RefSeq and is a predicted model, not a curated record. Gene Ontology annotation, molecular function: cyclin-dependent protein serine/threonine kinase activator activity. Gene Ontology annotation, cellular component: cyclin/CDK positive transcription elongation factor complex; nucleus. Bases 1 to 1485 code for a protein of 494 amino acids. The transcript has 3 exons. NCBI's taxonomy places the organism in Eukaryota, Fungi, Basidiomycota, Exobasidiomycetes, Entylomatales.
AUGUCGCUCCUCACCCUUGCGCCCACGCCCUACCUGACGCCCGCCGAGCUCGGCGCGCUCCUCGAGCCCACGCGCUCCGCCCACAUCCUCCGCCGCCGCACGCUGCACCUCGCCUUCCUCGUCGCCCUCGCCGCGCGCAUCGGCUUCCCCGCCGCCACGCUCACUCUCGCACAGUCCCUCCUGCUGCGCCUGCACCUCUUCGCCCCCGCCGCCGUCGCGCCCGGCGGCGCGCGCGAGUGGGACGCCCCCGUCGCCGCCCUCGCACUGGCGGCCAAGAUGUGCGACACGACCAAGAAGGCGCGCGACGUCAUCCUCGCCAGCAUGGCGCUCCGCCGCCCCGAGCUCAUCGGCGUCGUGCAUGGCCGGCGCGACGUGCGCCGGGGACAUGUGGCCGAGGCCAACGUCGAGGCGGGCCUCAUCGACGGCGAGCGCAAGCGUCUCCUUGCCCUCGAGAAGCUGCUCCUCUCCUCGCUCUCCUUCUCGCUGCGUCCGCCGGCCUCCUUUGCCUCCUUGCUCCUCAAGUUUGCACGCACGCUCGGCCUGAGCAAGCAGACGACGCGCGUGGCGUGGGAGAUGGGCAUCGAUGCGCAUCGCUGCUUCAGCUGCGCGUGCUAUCCCGUGCACGCCGUGGCGGGCGCGUGUGUGUGGUUGGCGGUCCUGACGGAGAAGAAGGAGGAGGAAGGGGGGAUAAGGGAGUUCUUUGAGAAGGAGGGAGCGGAAAGGUGGCGGUGUGGCGUCGAGGACUUGGAGGAGAUCAUCCAUUCCCUCCUAGAGCUCUACACGACCUCCCUCUCUGCCCUUCCCUCCACCCUCACUCCCGCCUCUCCCGCCACGCCCGCCUCUCCCGCCGAGGCCGACUUCUCCGCCGUGCACGCCUCGAGCGCCGCGCCAAAGGAGGAGCUGCCUCUGCUUGCGAUUGCGCCGCCUCCCCUCGCCAUUCUGCGCUGGCUCGCUCCUGCCUCCGCAGCAGCGCCGUCUUCUUCGGCCUCGACGAGCACGGCGCAAGUGCAGCAGCAGCCGCCGCCGCAGCAAACGGCCGCGUCGCUCUCCCACGCACUGCAACAGCUGCAAAUCGCGCUGCGGCAGCGUGCCGAGGAGCGCAGCGCGAGGGAUGCCGAGGUGCUUCUGCGCGCACAGACGCCCUUGGCGUCGCUUGACUUUGGGCACUUCGCUGCUGCUGCUGCCUCUGCCUCGACAUCUGCGCCAGUAGCGAGACAGGCGGCGACGUCAAGUGCCAACGCGGACGACGCCGUGCGCCGAGCUCAUCGGCGGCGCUUGAAGCGUGCCGCAGCGCAACAGCGGCGCAAAGUGGAGAAUGGCGGCGUCAGGCUGGCGCCGGACUCGGACGAGGAGCGCGAGGGAGAGCAGGAGCGACAGGCGGGAGCAGAGAGGGCAGAGGGCGAAGCUGAGGCAGCGAGGGAGAGGGAGCGCAAGAGGGAGAAGGAGAAAGUCGGCGCUGCGGGCUUGGUCAGGUACUUGUUCUGAUCCCUCUCAAAUCUCAAAGCCGGCGUGGCGUGCACAUCUAUGCCAAGCGACAUCACAAUGAAAGCACCUCACAACGCGCGAGUUGAGAGAAGGCCGAGAUAGAUUACGAGAAGGCCACUAGUGAUUGGGCGGGACGGGGAGAUCAAGGCGAGGAGGGGUAGUUGAGAAUGCGGCAAGG